Messenger RNA from Cinara cedri, 1995 nucleotides. Lineage: Eukaryota; Metazoa; Arthropoda; Insecta; Hemiptera; Aphididae. The record is from the annotation of a GenBank genome assembly.
UUUAUAUUGAUUUUUUUUUAAAAAUAAUAUAUUGUAUUUACAAUGACGAAUAUAUAAUAAAUAAUAAAACAUCAUAAAAGAACAUCGAUUACAUAACAAUUAUGAUAAAAUAAAUAAAUAACAAAUUUGUGGUUUUUUUUUUUUUUUUACAAUAACAUUAAUAGUACGAUACAAUCGGACGGAUAGUUUUCUUCUGUACACUUGCUCUCCUCCCUCGGCGUCAAAAACGUCCGACAAAAAAUUACAAACGAAUACAAUAAAUACAACACAAACAAAUAUACACGUGAGUUCGACGUUAUAAUAUUAUACACGUGGGGUCGUACAGUAAAUAAUAAUUCCUUUCGACGGGAUCCACCGACAACGGGUAAACGGAACAAGACUAGAUUCUUUUUUGGACGGGUGAUGGGGGGGGGGAAACAAAAAUGGAGUUGAUUGCGAAAAAAAAUGAAUAAAUAACGGUUAUAGACUAAAUAAUAUGUAUAUAUGUACACGUAACGGCAAUAGUAUAAUGAUUACAUUACAGUAAUAUCAUUUUUACGUGGGAUGUGAGAGGUGCAGUGCAACGUUAUAGAGUUUCGACUGUUGUACUUAGCAAUUACUAAAGUGUAUUAUAAUAAUCGUGUUAAUAAAAAAAAACCCUGAGCGAAACGAAACGGUAAAAAUCAAAAUUUCUCCUCUUGACCGUAUUCAAAAGGUUAGGCGACGCCCGGCCGAAACCGCUAUGGAAAUCGGGUACGCGUCACGCUAUGCCUCACGCACGAUCGAACGUGUACACCGCCAGAACGCGAACCGGACGUUUGUGUGUUCUGUCGCGAAACACGCGGCCCGUGGCGGAAAACGCGCCGGAAUCCGGCGAAUCGGAGUGUACAACGCAGAGAAACGCAAAGUGAAACGCGAAAACUUCGAAUACCCGCACGGCUGUCCGGCCAGCGCGAUGCUUGCGUGUCGAUAUACGGUAGCCAGUCGGGUCGAAGUGCGAAACAAAUACGAUAGAAUGUUACAUUGGUUCACGAUAAAACCGAGGGAAAAACACCUCUGGACAAAAAAAAAAAAUCACGAGUCCUAAUUACAAUAAUAAACGAAUAAACAAAUAAACAAAUAAAUAAAUAAAUAAAUAAAUAAAUAAAUAUAAUAUACUAUAUGAAUGUACAUAAAAUUGUAAAUAUUACAAUUUGAUCAUGGCCAUCUCAAAAAUGUGGGUAUUUUUUUGUUUUCUAUUUUAGUUUCGGAGAAGGGUGGACCGGGGACGUUACGUAUUAAACAUAGUGAGAUAGUGAGUAAGCGCGCGAAUAAAUAAUUAACAAAAAAAAAAACAACAUUAACAUUAAAGUAAGUACGAGUGAGUGCGGCGUACAAGUAUAGGCGAGUAAACAAUUAUAUAAUAAUAUGGUAAUAAAAAUAAUAAAAAUUGUUUUUACAAAAAAAAAAAAAAUCCGACGUUCUCGCGACAACUGCGAGAAUAUUAUGUACAUGAUGUCGUAAUAUAGUAAUAAUAUAGUGGAUAGAUCAGUCUUAUGAGAUGGCCAUAUUUUAGUCUUUAAAUUUACGCGUUAUCACUUUGAAUUCAAAAAAAAAAAAAAAAACUAACAAACAAAACGUAAUAUUUUCGAAAUAUUAAGUAAAAUUCGUAAAACGUAAAAAAUAAAUAAAUAAAUAAUCGACGAGUAGGUAAGUGUAAAAAAAAUAAUAUUAAUAUAACAUUAUUCUAGUAUAUUAUUACCUACCUAUAUCAAAAUUUGUAUUAUUUUAUACAAGACAUUCGACACGACAAAACAAUUAAUAAUAUUAUAAUAUAUAUAUAUAUAAGUACAAAAAUAAUCUCAAACCGGUUGAUAAUAUAAAUUAUAAUAUCGGGUUGUAUUUUUUUUUUUUUUUUUACUAAAUAAAAAAAACAAAUUGUGUCAGUUCGAUUAGAGAUAAUAUUAUAAUUACCGAUUCUUUUUUUUCUUCAAAAAACAAAAAAAAAAAAAAAAAAACGAAUUGCAUUAAAAACAA